AUGCUCUACGACACUGCGCUUACCUAUACACUCAACCAAGGAGUUAUAUAUAAGGAGCGAACAGUACUCCAAUGGGCAGCGCUUGAACCGAAACAACGCAAAUACACACUAGCUGCUUUGCAGCUCGGGGGGGGCGAAAGCGCUGUAAAACUACUUGUUAGAUCCGGCAUACACCCGUGGACACUUGCCUCUGGCGUCCCACCCCUUGUCUACGCAUCAGGAGGUGGGCACGAAACGAUCGUCCGAUAUCUUCUCUACGACGCUCUGAAUAUAUGGCAGCGACACGCGCCUCAGCGUGCUCCGACCUGUGACGAAUGGAAUCAGCUCACUGAACCAUGGGAUGAGGCAGGACGACCAUGGACCCUCCAAGAUGCUCUUCAUCAUGCAGCCAAGGGCGGCCAUCUAAAGGUUGUCGAGCUCUUGUGUCAGCAUAUAGACGUCUCGAAACCUAGUAUAAGUGGGACUCUGUUCACUACAAGCGCAUCUCAAGGAGGGUCGAUAGAGAUUAUGCAGAUACUACUUAAGUAUGGGGCUGAGUUGGGUCCUUCUGCGCUCUAUAAUGCUAUUAUUGAAGGCCAUUUAGCGCUCGCCUUGGACAUUCUAUCUAGGCGCCCAAUGGAUGCCUCUUAUCGAGGUUCUAACGACUGCAACCAGACACUGUUACACUAUGCGGCGAAAAAGGGACACGCAGAUAUAGUAAAGAACCUGCUUGACUACGGUGCUGACCACGAGGUAGUAGAUUCGUGGGGUUACACUGCUCUUGACCUAGCUAUCUACGGUAGCCAUGACGAUGUCAUCAAAAUCCUUGCCGACAUGCCUGAAUCAGCACCACCAUUCACACACGACGACUUAUCCGACUCCUACGACUCUUACGACUCUACUUAG
Molecule: messenger RNA, 885 nt
Organism: Venustampulla echinocandica
Lineage: Eukaryota; Fungi; Ascomycota; Leotiomycetes; Helotiales; Pleuroascaceae
Exons: 2
Coding region: 1-885 (294 amino acids)
Molecular function (GO): protein binding
Source: RefSeq, a predicted model, not a curated record